AUGUCUGAAGAACAAGCAGCUCACCACUUACUAAAUGUCUUAGAAGAGAGGGGGCUUGAUGUUGAUCUCGACAAGAUCCUCCUAGGCUUCGAGGACGAGGAUACGAAAGGGGAAGCUGCGGUAUGGGUACACGAAUACCUGAAUGAGGAAACAUUAUUGACAAAAGAAGAACUGGAGUUAUACCAGACGUUGAAACGGAAAGGUCUUUCGCACCAAUAUGAGAGCGAAGGUGAACCGAUCCGCCCAAUCCUGGACCAUGAGAUUGCAUCCGCCAUCGAGUCUUUGCAAAGCUCGACUGCUGCCAUUGAAGAGCAAUGCAGAGUACUGGAAGCACAAAGAGAUGCCCUAAUGAGAUUAAAGGUCCUCGACAAGCCCAAUCUGGAUGUUGACCAUGCGCGCAACGAAAAGAGGAGGAAAGAGGGGCAAGAGAAGGCACGGCUGGACGUUGCAAUAGACGAUGUCUCAACCGCCAUAGCCGAGCAGUUAGCGGAUGUCCGGCGAGACAUCGAAGCGGAGAAGUCAGCACUAAAGAGCUAUGUUGCUGAACGCCUAGCUUCUGAUGAUCAGAUUCUAAGCCGGCUCCCAAAUAUCGUCUCUACGAUCGUCACCAAGGUUGAGGCCAGCGAAGAUGAGAAAUCCAUGGGGCAGUGGUGCAAGGCUAUCAUCUCCUUCCGAACAGCUGAGAUCAAGGCCCGAGUUGACACAGUUUACCUGAAUAGCUUGGCUGAGAAAGCGAAUGGCGAUCUGCCAGGUGAAUCAGAUGAUGAGCUCCAGGAACGGAAGCAAGCACUGCAAGCUGAAAUGGAGGAGUUGCACGCAGAAGUCGCCUCGAUUUCAGAGAUGGUAGUCGAACACGAGCUACAAAAGCCAAUGGUCGACGUCAAAGAGCGUAAAGAGAAAGAGCGGACACUAGCACAGACAGCUUGGCUGAACUAUGUAUUAUCGACGCUCGAUUACAUGGGCAAGCGUCUGGACAUAGUCCGUGCAUCUUCCACAGACGUAGACGAGUUUCAACAUGCCAUAGCCCACAUCAGCGAAGCAGCCUCGAAACGCAUGCCAGAUGUACAUGCCCAACGUCCAACACCAGUCAAGAGACGAACAUCAUCCGUGCCUCUGUCGGCUUUCACACCGAUGACAAAGCUCAAGCCUACGACGUCUCUGGAUCUCCCUGCAGCACUCCAAGACGCACUUCGUCACGCCGGCAUAUCGUUCAGUCACGACACUCUGGAAGCACUUCAGGACGCGCUCAUUCAAGCUCAAAGUGAGCGACAGAAGAAGGCUAAAGAGCACUUCCAGGCUACAGCUACAACUACCCACGAACAAGUUGCUGAGCGCUCAAGCAAGGCUGAUCGCGACCUCAGGAUAAUCAUGGAUGCUCUGUUUGCGCACAUUCCGUUCCAGCAAGUCAGCUUGACAAAUCCCAAGCUGGAGGCGCAAUUGAAGGCUAUGGACAGCGAGCUCGAUCACAAAGACCGUGAGCUGCUCGAAGCAGAGGGCAACGAGCUCAGCCUCAGCGAUCCCAAGGUCAGGGCUUUCAUCGCAAAGUAUGGCAGGCAGGGGAGAUAGUGUGUGGUGUGGUGGUGAGCUAGUGAGCAGGGUACUAGGGGAACCUGAGCCGUAAAAGUGGAGCUAGGGCUACUAGCGCGGUUGAUGUGUUGUUCGAGCUGUCAACACGGCGCUGUAAUGGUGCAUAACCAGGG
This is a messenger RNA of Macroventuria anomochaeta, 1700 nucleotides long. RefSeq lists its product as uncharacterized. The transcript is spliced from 3 exons. Bases 1 to 1566 code for a protein of 521 amino acids. The record is from RefSeq and is a predicted model, not a curated record. Lineage: Eukaryota; Fungi; Ascomycota; Dothideomycetes; Pleosporales; Didymellaceae.